UUUGCAGCGCAGAGCACGGAAAAUUGUUAUUAAACUUAAAUUUAUAGAAAACAAUGGAAAGCAGCUCAAGUUCAACUUCCGGCAGCAGCAGCAGUGGCUCCACUUCUUCCAGUUGCACCUCAGACUCCGAUAGCAGUAGUUCUGCCUCUGAGGAAAAACCACAACAACAACAGCCACAAACAAACCAACAAACAGCGCGACGCACAGCAGCUGAACAAGAAAAACCCAAACCAAAAGUUGCAGCUAAAGUGCGUGCAACAACAAAUGGUAAAAGCCUAAGCAGCGACGACGAUGAUGAUGAUGAAGAUGCAGCGCCGCCAGCAAAGAAAAAUGCACGUGUUGUAAAUAAUGCGCCCACAGCGGCGCCUGUACGCCGUAGACCACCAGCAAGCAGUGCGGCCAAGCCUGCAGGCAGUGCAGCUAUUGCAGCUAAAGCACCGCCUGCGUCAAAAGCAACAGUCCACAGUCAGCGCAAUGGCGACAGCAAGCGUCCAUCGCUUAGUUCUAGUUCCAACAGCACAGAUGACUCCGCCAAGGAACGCCAAGCCAAUGCACGUAAGAUGCCGUUAAAAAUGGCAGCAACAGCAGUGCGUGCCAAGCAAAUGCGUGCCAAGGUGAUGCAAGCUAAAGUCUCGGCCGUAGUUACGGGCAAAAACGGAGUUGCUACCAAGGGCCGCAAAAGCAGCGAAGGCAGCGACGCCAGCAGUGACAGUGCCAGCGGCUCUGAAAGCAGUUCACUCAGUGAAUCCGAGGGCAGCGACUCAAGCAAUUCCUAUAGCUCGCAGCACGGAAAAGCAAAAGCAAAAAAGCAACAGGACAGCGAGGAAGAGCGCAAGGAUAAUGAAAAUCCCAUGCGCAAGCUAACGCGCUCGCUUAGCAUGCGUCGCAGCAAGCAGCAGCCACCCGUAAAACAAGGCAGCGAUAGCGACGAAGACGACGACAAGCAGCUGCUGUCCAAGAGUCCUGCCAAGAGAUCAGCCACAGCUACAGCGCUCAGCAACAUCAUCAACAGUACGAAAAGCAAAGUAAAAAAGGAAAUCUUACCGCCUUUAAGAUCACGCCCUGUAUCGCCGGCCGUGCAGAUGGAGAAGAAAUGUCCCAUUGAGGGCUGUGAUUCGUCUGGACAUCUGAGCGGCAAUUUGGAUCGACAUUUUCUGCCCGAAGCUUGUCCUAUUUAUCACAACAUGUCCGCCUCAGAGUGUAAAGAGCGCGCAAAUGAUCGUAAGCUGCGUCUGGAGCAACGACAAAAGAUGCCCGUAAAUAUUGUCAGCGCGCCUGGUACGCAACAAAACUCAGCCAAAUCAUUGACACCAGAGCAGCGAGAGUUUCUAGCCAAGAUACGCGAGUCCAGAGCAAGCUUUAAGCCUCAGAGCAAUAACUAUUCAAAUGAUAAGGUCAAGCUAGAGAAAGACGUGCAGGAUGAGGAUCGAGAACCAAAUCUAAACGGCCUGGUGCCCGACUAUGAUUUACAGCUAUUUCGGGAGGCGCAGGCACAAGCCUCCGAAGGCAUUGAGGAUGAACUUAAGGAUCUGCCUGUGGGCAAGGGCAUCAAAUACAUCAGCAUGGGUAAAUACAAAAUGAAAGUGUGGUAUCAGUCGCCUUAUCCGGAAGACGCUGCUCGCCUGCCUAAGAUGUACAUAUGCGAGUUUUGUCUGCGCUAUCAGAAAUCCGUUACUGGCAUUAAACGUCAUGCACAAAAAUGCGUUUGGCGGCAUCCGCCGGGUGAUGAAAUCUAUCGCAAAGGCAAGCUACAAGUCUGGCAGGUGGAUGGCAAACGUUAUAAACAAUAUUGCCAGCAUUUGUGUUUGUUAGCCAAAUUCUUUCUGGACCACAAGACGCUGUACUAUGAUGUGGAACCUUUUCUGUUUUAUAUUAUGACGCUGGCGGAUGUGGAUGGCUGUCAUAUUGUGGGCUACUUUAGCAAGCACAUACCAUUUCUACAGGAGAAAAACUCCUUCUAUAAUGUCAGCUGCAUUCUCACGCUGCCUCCCUAUCAACGCAAAGGAUAUGGCAGACUACUCAUUGACUUUAGCUAUCUGCUGACACGUGUGGAGGGCAAAAUUGGUUCGCCCGAGAAGCCGCUGUCCGAUCUGGGUCUCAUAUCGUACCGUUCCUACUGGAAGGAUGUCCUCCUGGACUAUUUGUGCAAUCGCACGGGCAAUACAUUAUGCAUAAAGGAUGUCUCCCAGGAAAUGGCAAUCUAUUCGUAUGAUAUAGUGAGCACACUACAAGCCCUGGGCAUGAUGAAGUACUGGAAGGGCAAGCACAUUGUCUUAAAGAAACAGGACGUGCUCGAUGAAUAUGAGGAACGAGUUAAGCGCAGAGGGACUUUUCCAAAAAUCGACGAUUCCUGUUUACGCUGGCAGCCCUUCAUACCACUUCAGCCUAUCGAAUCUCCAUAACAUCGAAAUAAGCAUGCUGCCGCAUGCUUUGACGACUCUUCCUAGAAACAAGUCUUACCAAGAGCAAUUCUCUAUAAGACCUCCAAAUAUUUUAUUUAAACAGAACAGUUGCUGUUCCUAGUUAAUUGAUAGAUACAAUUCAAUUCCCAUAAUAAGCUCGAGAGAGAGAGAGAGAGUUGAAGAACCAGACACUGUCAUCAACGUUGUCUUCUGUUAUUUCAAACUCCAGCAAGAUGAAUCAUGAACGCCAAAGCUUUUUACAUGAAGCAGCGAGAGAAAGAGAAAGAGCAGAGGGAGGCUGAGAGACAAAGCAGCGGCACAUUGACAUUGCCGCCCAGACAGCAGCAAAACUCCAACCCAAAGCGCAGUCAAACAAAAAAAACAAAGCGUCAGACAGGUAGAGAGCGCAGCGCAGCAGACAGCGAAGGCAGAGCAGAAGGUGGCGGAGAUGCAGAGACAGAGAGAGAAAGAGAGAGAUGUGGAUAAAAACUGCACAAAGUGUACGCCGACUGCGCCAAAAAGCAUAUGCAAGCAGCUGCGACGUUGGCAGCGACGCAGCCGCAAAAUGUUGCCGCCCAGACACAGACACCAAAGCGUAGCACAGUGGUUGGCAGGCAAUGAUAAAUGAUAGUGUAAUAUAUAAUAUACAUUUAUACAAAUUGUAAAAGACAUGUACUAUAUAUAUUUAGUCUAAUGUAAAGAAAGCGCACAAUAGAGAACUAAGCUUCCAAUUAAGGCCUCAUACUCCAUUACUUCAAAUAGCUUAAUCACCAAUACAUUGGUGUACAAUAUCAACAAUUGAAGUGAAGAACUUCCAAAAUUCGAAUUCCAGAUUAUAUUGUACAAUAAGAAUAACAAAACACAGCAGGCAAUUCACCAAUAUGUGGCUUAAGCUGUAGUGCAGAUGAAAUCAUCAACAAAAUCAACAAUUGCUACCAGCCGUACUGAAGUGAGUUUUAUGUAUAAAUAGAAAAUAUAAUGCUCCAUAGUGUAAUAUAUAUAGACUGUA
Molecule: messenger RNA, 3411 nt
Organism: Drosophila busckii
Lineage: Eukaryota; Metazoa; Arthropoda; Insecta; Diptera; Drosophilidae
Gene: chm
Product: histone acetyltransferase KAT7
Exons: 7
Coding region: 54-2402 (782 amino acids)
Biological process (GO): regulation of DNA-templated transcription
Cellular component (GO): nucleus
Molecular function (GO): histone acetyltransferase activity; zinc ion binding
Source: RefSeq, a predicted model, not a curated record